CGGAGCUGGAGGAGAAUGUCUGUCCAUUCAGCCUAACUAACCGAUAGGUACCACCACCAAACAGUAGCAGCAGAAGGCAAAGAUUCUGUCCUGCUCUCCAUCCCCUCCCUCCUUCUGAAUCCCUUUAAGAGCACGCAUAUGAUUGGCUGUAGCUAUGCAGGGUUUUUCUCCCAUUCUUUCUCUCUCUCUCUCUCUCUCCUUCUUCCCCAUCACCCCUCCCCGGUUUUUCAUCCUCUGUUACUGUGAGUUGUUCAGCUUUGCCACAGCAGCAGCAGCAGCAUGAAUAAUAUGCUGGCAACAGCUGUUAGAUUUCAAGUUGAGCAUCCCUAGAUACCUUUGAAUAGCAGCUCUGGGAAGGAAGAGAACAGAGAAAGGGAGAAAGGCAGGGGAGGGAAGGGGGGAGAGAGAGAAAAGGAAACCCGAUCCCUAAACAAAAAAAGAGAAUAAUAGCUUUCAUCUCCCUUUCUCCCCCUUGCCUUCCCAGUCCCUCAAUCAAAGCACGAAUUGCUAUCGGCGUUUGCAGUCCGUGAAGGUCCACCACCGAGUGAGUAGUGGUGUGGGGUUUUUUGGGGGGGGCAGUCAUGUCGAAGCUAGGAACCAAGAGCAUGAGGGAUGGAGAGACAGACAUGUCCUGCAAUGGACAAGCCGAGAGCCCUUUUGGAUCAAGAGAAGAAGAAAGCAAGCAGAAAGUGGAACCCAAGCAAAUAAUCGUGUGGAGGAAUGUCAUCUUAAUGGCCUUGCUUCACAGUGGAGCUGUGUAUGCCCUUCUUCUCAUUCCCAAGGCCCAUUUGUAUACUCUGAUCUGGGCAUACAUAUGUUUCCUGGUGUGUGCCCUGGGUGUGACAGCGGGUGCCCAUCGCUUGUGGAGUCACAGAUCUUACAAAGCCAGACUGCCUCUGCGAAUAUUUUUGGCUGCAGCCAAUUCCAUGGCAUUUCAGAAUGAUAUUUUUGAGUGGGCCCGAGACCACCGAGUGCACCACAAAUACUCCGAGACGGAUGCUGACCCGCAUAAUGCCCAGCGGGGAUUCUUUUUCUCCCAUAUCGGCUGGCUCUUUGUUCGGAAGCAUCGUGACGUCAUUGAGAAAGGAAGAAAACUGGAUUUCAGUGAUUUAUUGGAGGAUCCGGUGGUGAUCUUUCAGAGAAAGUACUAUAAAAGUUCAGUUGUGUUGAUGUGUUUUGUCAUUCCUACUAUCGUGCCUUGGCAUUUCUGGGGCGAGAGCAUAUGGAAUUCAUACUUCUUGGCUUCUAUUCUCCGCUACACCAUCUCCCUCAACGUUGCUUGGUUGGUCAAUAGUGUGGCUCACAUGUAUGGAAACAGGCCCUAUGACAAAAACAUCAACCCUCGGCAGAAUGGCUUUGUCACUUUCGGAGCUAUCGGAGAAGGCUUCCAUAAUUACCACCAUACCUUUCCGUUUGAUUAUUCGGCCAGCGAGCUUGGCUUGAAGUUCAACCCAACCACAUGGUUCAUUGACUUGAUGUUUUGGUUGGGUUUGGUCACUGAGAGGAAGCAAGCACCCAAGGAGAUGAUCAAAGCUCGCAGAGAGAGAACUGGAGAUGGUACUUCUUGAGAAACAAACCGACUUCUUGAAUUCAGAUGCUGCUGUAUGUGUCGUUUGUAUGUUUCUUCAUUGAGGGGGGCUUCUGUCCCAAACCUUCCCCUUAUAACAAAAGUAGUAUUUUUCAUUGAAUGAUGGCCAAAUUCAUUUCUGGAGAAAUGUCAUUUUCCUUUAGUGCAGUCCUUUUUCUAUGGCAGAAAACACUUUAAAUAUUCAUUCAUCUUCCAAGAAAGGUGUGAAUUUUCCCAUAAUGUAAUGCCCUUCAGAUUCGUUGAACUCUAGUUCCCCAUAAUCCAAAGGCAAUUGUGGCCUUUGGACGUGUGAGUCCAACACAUCUGGAAAACACCUGGUUGUAUGGAAAGACUCAAUGGGCAGUCCUUGGGGUUGUGGGUGCUAGAUCUACUGAAGGCAUGAGAUCUACCAACCAUGGGGCAAAGCAUGAUGGUUUUGCCUCUAGACAUACAGAGGUCCAUCUGACAUGUUGCACUCUGAUGUAGAAUGUAAAACUGGCUAGGAAAAACUGGGCAGCUUACUUACUUACCUGGUCUAAAGCAUCCCUUUAGCUCAUAAACAGGUCACUAGAUGCGCUGAAUACGGUACAUUAAACUUCCUGAAUGCUCUCUAUGAUUUGAGGGAAUGCUCUAGGGCAGUGAUGGUUAACCUUUUUGCCAUUGCGUGCCAGGAACGGGGGGGAGGGGGGGUCACGCACACAUGUGCCCACACCCAUAAUUCUAUGCGCCACGCCCCCACUCCCCCCCUCACUGGAAGUUGGCAAACGGGCUGUUUCCGGCCUCCGGAGGGCCUCCGGGGGGAUGGGGAAGGCCAUUUUCACGCUCCCCAAACUCCUAGAAAGGCUCUGGAGGCUGGGGAGAGCAAAAAAACGGGCCUUCCGAUCCCACCGGAAGUUGGCAAAUAUGCUGUUUCUGGCCUCCGGGGGGCCUUGGGGGGGUGGGGAAGGCUGUUUUCGUCCUCCCCAACCUCCUAGAAAGGCCUGGGGAGAGAGAAAAAUGGGCCUUCCCCACCACCACCCAAGGCCCUCCGGAAGCAGGAAACAGCCUGUUUCCCUACUUCCAGUGGGCCCUUGAGCUGAGCUCGCAUGCCCAACAAUAUGGCUACGCAUGCCAUAGAUUCACUAUCACGGCUCAGGAGGAUCCUCAACACAGUCUCCUGCAGUCGUGCAUGACAGGACAAGCUCAUCAGCAGUAGGCCAUCUUCCUUUAAAGCAGGGGGAGGGGUCUCCACUUUAAGCCUGGCGGACUUCAACUCCCAGAAUUCCCAAGCUGGCUGGGGAAUUCUGGGAGUUGAAGUCCGCCAGGCUUAAAGUUGCCAAGGUUGGAGACCCCCCUGCUUUAAAGGGUAGCUAAAAAAACUCCUGAUACCCCCCCCCCCCCCCAAGAAUGUAAAAUCCCUCCAUCUGCACUUGGUUUUAGCGGAAUUGAUUGUAGAAUUAAAGCUGUCUUAAAUACUUUUUUUUAAAGAUUACAUAUUAUUUAGUAUUAAAAGCAAACGAUAUUUGAUUUGAUGUAGUCGUCCUGACAAUACACCAUCCUUCUCCUUGCCCUCAUCGUCUGCAGUAAAUAUGGCCACUGAUCACGCUAGUUGGCAAUGAACUGUAAAGCCAAUUCCUACUGUCCAAUUCAUGUCACGAACUCUAAUCCAGUUCGUGUUAUCUGAACGAAGAAGCUCUGAAUGUACUACUACUUGGAUACACACAGUGGUGGGAUUCAGCCAGUUCGCACCACUUCGGGAGAACCAGUUGUUAACUUUCUGAGCAGUUUGGCAAACUGGUUUUUGGAAGAAAUCAUUAGGCAGAGAACCGGUUGUUAAAUUACUUGAAUCCCACCACUGGAUACACAAUGCAUCUCUUAACAGAAUGAAGGCACUUACAGUUCUUUAAAUGAAAGGAAAUCAACUGUUUAAUUUAAAAUAACUCUGUCAUGCCUCUUCCUCUGCCUUGGCCUUGGGGUUUCUUGUACACCGUUAAAAGGACUCUUUGAAAAGAACUUUCCCCCUUGUUUAAGCAAAAGUGUAGCUUGGUAGGUGUGAAGAAGAAUUCAUGAAAAAUGGAUUGCUACAUCCUCCCGUGAAGCGAAUGGGAAAGUAUUGUAAAUUAUCACAUGAUCUCCAUGAUCAAAGGCAGUGUUUUUCCACCAUGGCCACUUUUAAGAUGGGUGGACUUCAAUUCCCAGAAUUCCCCAGCCAGCAUAGGAUAGCAGAGCUGGCUAGGGAAUUCUGGGAGUUGAAAUCCACCCGUCUUAAAGUGACCACGGUGGAGAAACACAACUCCAAGGAAAUACCCCCAAACUGUGUUCCUAUAUUGAUGCAAAAGGACCUAAAAUAUAAUCAGUUCCAGGAGAUAUAUAAAAUAUAAUAUAUAAAUUAUAUAAAAUAUACUAUCCCACCAACCAGCAUUAUUUGGAUCAUGAUUCAGUAUUAUUGUUCUCGGUAAGAUGUCUUCUUUUCCUUCUUCUAAUUGCCUGCUUCUAGCUUUUACUAUUUAAUAGAUCCACAAUGAUGCCUGUGACCUACCCUGCUGUUUCUGUAGAGGAAGGCUGGAAAAAACGAUUAAAAACUAGGACUCUUGUGGCACUUUUUAAAAAUGGGCACAUUUUAUUCCUGCAUAAACUUGGGGGGAUUACAGCACACCGCAUCAGAUGCGCGUAGGCAUCUGAUACAGUGAAUUAGCAGCCAAGAAAAUCUGUGCAAUUUUGCAUUUGUCGGUCUGCUUAGUGCAGGGGUCCCCAUCCUCUGGUCCACGGACCGGUACCAGGGUGUGGCCUGUCCGGGCCACGCAAGCAGUGGGCGAGCAAGCAAAGCUCCCUCUAUGUCUGCAUGGAAAACACCCACCUGCCCACAAUCCGUGGAAAAAUGGUCUUCUAUGAAACUGGUUCCUGGUGCCAGAAAGGUUGGGGAAUGUUGGCUUAAUAGCCACAAGUUCUUGGCUGCGAGAGAUGGUGACUGAAAAAAAAAAGUAAAGAAUGUAAUUCAUUUAAAAAAAACAGUAUGGAAAAGGGGCAGACCAAAUCUUUUCAUAAGGGGAGAAUCAGACUGCACAUUGCAUUGCGAUCGUUCUGGUGAAACCAAGUUCUUUAAAUAAUUCCAAACAUUUUUUCUAGCGGUUAAAAAAAACCAACCACCACCCUCCCUUGAUCCAUCAUGUAUCACACUGAAGGGGUGGCCUUCAAAAAUUUUAGCAAGAGGUUCUCUGCCCAGUUGCUGGGGGGGGGGUAUGGCCAUUGUGGGUGUGGCCUAGUCAGCCUCCUGCACCACUGUGGGGGGCGUUUUUGCCCUCCCCGGGCUCCGGAGGCUUUUCUCGAGCCUCUGGGAGGGUAAAAAUGGCCUCCCCAGGCUCUGGAGGCCCUCUGGAGGCCGGAAACGGGCCCGUUUCUGGUCUUUCCGAACUUCCGGUAGGCCAGUUUUUCGCCCUCCCUCAGCCUCCGUGCGUGCCCUGCACUUACCUGCAUUCAAAAUGGGCGGCGUGGGAGGGGAGGAGCGGGGAGGCGGAGCCAGCCAGGAAUGGGAUUUGAGGGUUCUCCAAACUGCACAGAAUCUUAGCUAGAGGUUCUCCCGAACCCUUGCGAACCCUCAGCAGCCCCCCCCCCCCGAACCUUCCCUUAUUACACGCCAGUCUUUUGAUUUAUUCCAAGUUCUCCCUUGCUCAGUUGGGAUUUGUUUGAUGUGAGCCUGAUGAAGACGUCUUCGCUAAGGUUAUGUAAAGAAAGGAGAUUUUGUGAUGGCUUUUCUCUCGUGCUAAGGGGGUUAGCAGAAACAUCUUGUUGGGUUUUGCAAUUCCCUCUUGGAGAUCUUUCAAGUGCCACUCUUCAAUGCUCGUAUAGGUGGGUUUGUUUUUUUAAAAAAAAUCUGUGGUCUGUCUCCAUAUUGAAACAAGAAACAUUUCUAAACGGCUUGGAAUCGCUAAUGAUUAAAGCAAGACAUAGAGAGAUUUACCCUUGUUGCAAGAUUAGUGCUCCUCUGCUUUAUUUUUCCUUUUUCCCCCCCCUCUCUCAUUAACUUGUUGAAUAUGCAGUUAAUUUAUUUUUUAAAAAGCAGGUAUUUAUAUUAACAUAUAUAUGCUUUAUGGGCCAAAAAUUAAAAUGAAUAUGUUUAAAAUUAUUGAUUUUAUUGUCAUUUUGUGAUAUAGACAUUGUCAUUUCUAAUGUAUACAGCUAAAUGAUGUCUUCAAAAUCAAAUAAAGCUUCAUGUUAAAUGUU
This is a messenger RNA of Pantherophis guttatus, 5767 nucleotides long. RefSeq names its product stearoyl-CoA desaturase 5 (gene SCD5). Gene Ontology annotation, molecular function: iron ion binding; stearoyl-CoA 9-desaturase activity. Gene Ontology annotation, cellular component: endoplasmic reticulum membrane. The record is from RefSeq and is a predicted model, not a curated record. Lineage: Eukaryota; Metazoa; Chordata; Lepidosauria; Squamata; Colubridae. Gene Ontology annotation, biological process: unsaturated fatty acid biosynthetic process.